This is a messenger RNA of Clonostachys solani, 1194 nucleotides long. The record is from the annotation of a GenBank genome assembly. Lineage: Eukaryota; Fungi; Ascomycota; Sordariomycetes; Hypocreales; Bionectriaceae.
AUGUACAACCGGACGGCGAGAACGACCUUACAGGGCCUUGGUAGGCUCAGUCGAUCCACACCGACGAGCUCGGCUUGGGCUGGAAGGUGCUUUAGCACCACUCCUCACCACUGUGUGCCAGUUCUCUUCCGGGAGACAGGAAACGAAAAAUUGGACAAAAUUCUCAAUGAAAUCCAAGAAAAGAUCAUCCUCCCAGCUCGGCUGCCCCCGAAGAAGCGAGCCGUCGUCUUCGACCCCAAUAGGCGUUCCUACCUCGAGCAGAACCCGAUUGUCAUCGAGGUGGAGGGGCUGGAACACAACUUCACAACAAUCGACAAACAUCAUGAUAUCCCCAAACCCGGCAAGAUCUUUUUCGCCGCCCUGGAUGAAAUGGAAACAGCACGCGAUUGGCGCAACCUGGCCACGAUGCUCGCCGGCUACAAGAGUGGCAACAUCAAGCUCCCAGCACGGUUCCAGGGCAAGAUUGCCCGGAUAGCUGCGAAGAAGGGCUUCGCAAACAUCCUCAUCGAGUGCGCCAAUGAGGCGGACAAGACUGGUUUCUAUAUUCGCAACAAGGAGCUCCUGAGCCACAUCCUCACCGACAUCACCACCAAGGUCACUGCUGCUGGAGGCGACUGGGAGCAGAUUCAGAAACUUGUGAAGAGUAUUGACUCCCUUUUGGAUAUUCUUCAGCGUCCUUCACACCGAGAAGACGUCAGCAACCUGCGCGACAGAUUACACUACUCAUUGACUGCUCGUGGUCAGAUUCUCCUGGCCCGGUCCGCUCUUGUCAAGGCGAAACACGAGGCUGGAGAGCCGGUUGAGAAGGAACUCGACCUCCUCCUGGAGGACAUCAAAGCAUUCAUCUCGCUGUGGGAACCUCUCCUGGAACAACAGGUCGCGGACAUUCCCGAGUUUGCUGAAUUGCUACCCCGCACAGAGAAGACAAGGAGAGAGGCACCUCCUAGAUUAGCCCCAUAUGCCUACGUUGCGUCGCUCGCACGCAACGUCAAGGGAAUCCGGGCAGCUCACCACACAGCCAAGCAGCACCCGGAAUUCAAGUCUAUCGACGACAAGCUCGACUCGGUACUGCUCCCUGUUGCAAAUGCCAUUGACUCGCAUGUCGCCGGGUUUAUCAGUACCUCCCCCAAGCGCUCUGAAUUGGCAGAAGCAUACAAGGCCGUGGUCGGUGAUGAACCAAAGAAUGCUUCAUGA